AUGAACUUGACCAGAGAGAUCAGCCUGGAGCCGGUUGGACAGAUCUCAUCAGUACCUCAGACUCAGGAUGAGAAAGUACGCGCAAUUGCUACCAUGAGCGAUAUGCUCUUGCAAAGUGCCAAAGAUCAAUCGUCUGACGUCUACAGAUCAAGAGAAGGACUCAUAGAUUAUAAUACUACUGUCAAAUCUUGCCUGGCCCUGCUAAUGUCAUGUCUCAACCGUGAUUUCAGCCUCACCUCCAAGCUGGAAGCCAUCAUCCACUUCAAAAUGGCCAGAAUUUUGUUCGACGAAACCGAAAAUUUGAGCGAUGCUCUUGACAGCAUUACCAGAGCCAUCUCAUUGGUCAGUCGUCUAGAUGACAACUACCUGAGUCUCCAGAUGGAAAUUCUAUACUUCCAGAUCAUGUUCAAGAAGAACCGUUUGCAGAGUCUCAAGCUCCUCGACAGGAAGAUCCUCGAUCUACAGAAACUCAACGACCAAAGUCUUUCUCUGGUGCUACAGUUUGUUGGACUUCAAUAUAUCCGUGUUGCCAAGGAUUCCUCGGUGUAUCAGAAUAUGCUUACGGAUUUGGUCAGGAAAAGCACGCUUCAUUCAGGAAGGAACCCACAUCUGUUGGCGGCGUGUCUCUUAUACCGAAUCAACAGUUCCAUUUACAGCGGCAAUCUGCCAAUUGCGCAGAAAGACUUGAGCCAGCUCGAAACUCUGAUAGACAAAACAUUUCCAAUCCAGAUAAGAGCCAUGUUUCUGCUAUCUCAGCUACUAUGCUCUCUCAUGGAAUGUGAUCCCGUGAAAUCCAAAGAACGCAUAUACAUGGUUGACCAGUUUUUGAAGCACCAAAAGUCGAAGGGGUUUGCCAACUGGAAAUCGGAGAGGUUUUUGAUUAUGGUAAGCUCCACUGUUGAAAACGACAAUGACCGUCAUCACCAAACUCCGUUGGCAAUAGAGUGGAUGUCUUCUACGGAGUUUACCAUUCUCACGUUCUUCUAUUGUGGUAUGAACUAUUUGCUACGAACAUGGGAUGGCAAGCAAAGGGCACUGACCUUGUUCAAAAUGUGUCAUCAUCUCAUAGAUAAAGAGCUGGCUUCUGACUUCAAGUGCUCGUUGAACGAGCUGGAGUCCAAGACUUUGAAACUGAGAUAUUGGAAAAUCCUCAUUAACAUAUACGAGGCGUUGGAUUGUCUCAACAAUGGCGGUGUAUUGGCAUUCCAGGCUAAAAGAAGGUCUUCCUCCAAGGAUUUCAAGCCUCUUUUUGAGUUCAUCAAAAACUACGAGGGUGGACAAUUUUCAUCGCAGGAGCUGGCAGUCUACCAUAAGUUGGUUCCCCAGAUAUUUUAUCUGCUUGCCGUUGAAAGCCAUCAUCUCGGGGACUACGAAAGGGCCAAGAAGUUUUACAGCAAAGUCCGGAAGUCUUGUACUUCCAUGGAGACGGAGCUGAAUAACCGAAACUUCGUGAAUGAUGACACUGUAGUGUCUUUGAAGCAGUUGUUUGCAGGUGUGGGCCCAGAGAGAGGAGGCCCGUUGGAUUUGUACAAUCAGCUCUACUGCUUGAGCACUCUGAACCUAUAUGUAUUGAACUGUCACGAUGUCAUCAUGCUGAAGGGAAGGGAUAAGUCUGAAUCCCAAACAUCCAACCAGCUUUCGAAGGCUUGGAAACUGAGAGGCGUACUCCUGGAUGACCUUCACCAAAUGUGCAGCCAGCAGGACAACCUUUCGCAAUCAGACCCUCUGCUCACCGCUACGAUGAGCCUGAUUUCCGACCUGAAUUGGUUUGGUGAUUUGGCAAGACUCCCCAAAAUAAACUUCACGACCAUGGGAUCGAGGGAGUUGGAAAAGCUGUGCUCAAUCGCACCAUAUUUGGCGGCUAUGCUGUUCUAUCUGCGUGGUUCUACAGGAUCGGGAUUGGUGGGUUCUGACGAAGAACCCAAAUCUCAGCAGCAGAUAAAAGCUCUGAAAAGAAGCUUUGAAUUAUGGGUUUCUGCAGGAAAAAUCGGACGUACGGGGAGUAAGUCAAACAACCUUGGCUACCUCUGUGCGACCCAAAUGUGUCGAGUGAUGGAGUCAAACCCAAUAGAGUUUUCUCUCGAGCAGGUUAAGGUUCAAAAGGAGUUCAUGCAGAAGGUGAAAGAGGAUGAUGAAUAA
Molecule: messenger RNA, 2139 nt
Organism: Kuraishia capsulata CBS 1993
Lineage: Eukaryota; Fungi; Ascomycota; Pichiomycetes; Pichiales; Pichiaceae
Exons: 1
Coding region: 1-2139 (712 amino acids)
Biological process (GO): maintenance of mitotic sister chromatid cohesion; mitotic sister chromatid cohesion
Cellular component (GO): chromatin; SMC loading complex
Molecular function (GO): double-stranded DNA binding; protein binding
Source: RefSeq, a predicted model, not a curated record